This is a messenger RNA of Periconia digitata, 1230 nucleotides long. NCBI's taxonomy places the organism in Eukaryota, Fungi, Ascomycota, Dothideomycetes, Pleosporales, Periconiaceae. The record is from the annotation of a GenBank genome assembly.
CACAGCAGUUUCUCAAUCUAUGUAGAGUAUGAUACAUCCUGCAUAGGUCCUGAAUCACCUGCUUCCGAUCACCUCGACACAAAAGAAGGCAAAGCCAUGAUCGAUUUGUCUGCGAUAAAUGCGUUACCUCCGGCUGUUCAACAAAGGCUCUUCGAAGGUCCUGCGCUAGCUUCUCCUGAUGGUAUAUCUCAGUUUUCCAAUCCACCGAAUUGGAAUUCCUUGGGUUAUGGGGUCGCCAUUACCGGUAUUGUCACCGUGGGGGUGUUGGUCAGUGUUCAGAUUUAUUCACGACUUAGAUACCAUCGGAAAUUUGGACUUGAAGACUACAUAACCAUAUCUGCAUUGAUAAGCUUCGCUACCUUCAUGGCAUUCGUUUUGAGGAUAGUAGUGUCCCCGGGAAUCUUUGUGCACCAGUGGGAUAUCCAGCUUAAAAACAUGCCUGAUCUUCUAUACAACAUCACGGCCACAGCGAUUGCAUACUGCCCAGUAGUCGCAUUUCUCAAAGCUGGCAUUCUACUACACUGGACAAAACUAUUUGUUCCCACAGGGUACCGGAACGGGUUCUGGUGGGCUUGCCACAUAACCCUCUGGGUCAACGUCGUGUUUUACACGAUAUGCAUGUUCCUCCAGAUCUUUGCCUGUUCUCCCCGCCACAAACUGUGGACACCGUGGGCUCCAGGAAAGUGUGCCGAUGUGGCCAUGGUCUACAUUAUCCCUGCUUGUAUUAAUGUCGUCUUCGACUUCAUUAUCCUUCUUAUUCCUCAAAUGGUCAUCUGGAAACUCCAUGCAUCAACGGCAAAGAAAAUUGGCAUAUCGGCGUUGUUCGCUGUUGGCAUCCUCGCCACUAUCGCCGCCGGCUUUCGCAUCAGAUCCACAAUUACAUUCACCGAGGUCGAGGAUGUGAGCUACGCAGUCACUGAACUAGGCUUAUGGGCCGUUGCCGAGAUGGUUGCUGGAUUCUUUGCUUUAUGUCUACCGCACAUACCCAUUCUUUUCAAACACUCGCCUUGGAUCCAGAAAGCAAUUUCAGCAAUUCGAUCCUUCUCAGGCCAAAGCUCGAGUCGCACUGGUGGUUCUGAGCCAGAAUCUGCGGGCAGAGCAGGAUUUGGAACCUUUAGGAAAGCUAGGCGCAAUCCCGAUGCUAGCCUUUUCACGGAUACACAUUUGAGUAACCGGAGUUUUAUCCCUUUGUCUGAUGUCAGUGCUUCGAAAAACCGGAGUGCUGUAUGA